GGACUCGCAUCGGAUUGACAAAAGUUGCAAGAGCAUCAUCCUACUGAUAUCUACUGUGAGAAUCCAGCCAUGAGAUUCGUGAUCGGAAUUCUGGUGGUGGGCUUCGUCGCCGAUGCUGCUCCUGGAAUCGGCUUAGGUCUCGGAGGUGGAGGAGGAUUCGGCGGAUUCGGAGGUGGAUUCGGUGCCAAAGGUGGGCUCUUGAGUGCCAACAAUUAUGCCAAUGGAUUCAGCCACUCCAACGGAUACAGUCAUGGAAACCACUUCCUGAAAGGCUUUGGAGGAGCUGGUGGGCUGAAACAUGGCCAUCUCAACAAAAAAUUCUUCGGGAAGCGCAGUGCUGAUCCUGAGCCUGGAUUACUCGGGGGAAUUGGCCUCGGAGGUGGAGGAGGAUUCGGCGGAUUCGGUGGUGGAUUCGGUGCCAAAGGUGGGCUCUUGAGUGCCAACAACUAUGCCAAUGGAUUCAGCCACUCCAACGGAUACAGUCAUGGAAACCACUUCCUGAAAGGCUUUGGCGGAGCCGGUGGGCUGAAACAUGGCCAUCUCAACAAAAAAUUCUUCGGGAAGCGCAGUGCUGAUCCCGAGCCUGGAUUACUCGGAGGUAUUGGCCUCGGAGGUGGAGGAGGAUUCGGAGGAUUCGGCGGUGGAUUCGGGGCAAAAGGGGGUCUCUUGGGUGCCAAAAAUUAUGCCCAUGGCUUCAGUAAUUCCAAGGGAUACAGUCAUGGAAGCCAAAUUGGAGGAGGCUUCAAGGGACUCGGAGGUCUUGGAGCCGGCCACCUCAAGAAAUUCUUCAUUGGGAAGCGAAGCAUCGACCAAGAGCCUGAGUCCGAAUAAGGAAUCCAGGUAGUCACUGGAACAAGGAAUCCAGGUGGUCACUGGAACACUUCUAUUAAUGGAUGCUUACGGAGACUAUUGAGGCAUAUACACGAGUAACAGGAGUCCAGACACAGAUGAUAUUAUUGUUAAGGAUUAUUAUUCUUUUGCACAUAACAUGAUUUUAUGAAAAUACAUAUAUAUUUUUGCAGCAAAA
This is a messenger RNA of Macrobrachium nipponense, 1027 nucleotides long. RefSeq lists its product as uncharacterized. NCBI's taxonomy places the organism in Eukaryota, Metazoa, Arthropoda, Malacostraca, Decapoda, Palaemonidae. The record is from RefSeq and is a predicted model, not a curated record. Bases 70 to 831 code for a protein of 253 amino acids. The transcript is spliced from 2 exons.